Molecule: messenger RNA, 3506 nt
Organism: Linum trigynum
Lineage: Eukaryota; Viridiplantae; Streptophyta; Magnoliopsida; Malpighiales; Linaceae
Source: the annotation of a GenBank genome assembly
ACAAUUAACAUAACAGUUUGUAUCCAUGGAAAUGAUUUAACAAAAUUUCUAGAUAUAUCGAUUCUACCCAUUGUCAUCCACAAUAAUUAGAUCUGAGAUUAUGAAAAAAAGUGUUUAGGAGAGGUGUUUUUCUUGCAAAAUUAUGUCAGACCUUAGGGCCCACCCACCACAGUAAUUAGUAGCCCUUCUACUAAUUAUUCUUUUCCUUUUCUGGCAGAGUUCCAUUUAUCUUGACAGCAGCCAUUAAUUGACGACCAUGUGAAAUAGUUUCAGUUUGCCCCUUCUUCCCCUUCUUCCCUCCUCAUUAUUCUAUCAACAAAAGACCAAUCCAUAUCCAUUCUCAAGCUCUCCUUUUCACUCAAGAUAUCUUUGUCUCUUCUUCUUCUUCCACAAAUCCCAACUUGCUUGAUGUCAUGGGUUCUGUCACUAAAGCUCCUUCCUUUUUGAGUUCCUUAUAUUUAGUUAUUUACUGAAAAAACUGGUUCUGGCUGGUUAUGUCAUGUAAUCAUGUGAAAACGGCUGGUGCCCUUCUGUCACCUAUUUUCUGCGCUCACUCACGGUUUCUCGCUGCACCAAGCUAGAGUUGUCUUCACGAUUAGUCAUUGAAGAACAAACUACUAGCUCCAAACUAGGUCUUUGAAGGCUUAAUAGCGAUAUUAAUGACAAGCACAACUGGAUUUGCGAAUCUUUCUUCCUGGAUUAUAAUAAUGAUUCCAUUGAACCAGCUAAGAUGGUAUGGCAGGCAGUAAACAGGCAAUGGGGUGUUCUUCAUUUUCUUUUCUUUUCCCUCCCAACCACUCUCAUUUACUUCCCACUUGUUUAUUCAUGGAGGAUAAGAGUCAACUCUGCAGUUCUUCCCCAAUCACUGCACCUCAAAGGCCAUUUUGUUGAAUUUCAUUGCUUCUGGCCAUUGAUGAAUGAAUCAAGUUGGCCAUGAACAGAUAAAAGCAUGUUUGACUAAGGAGGAAAGAAAAUGACUGCAAAAACAAAUAUUUCCCUGCUUCAAACUUCAACUGGGAUUGUUAUGAGUGGGAACAAGGUGGGAACCCGAAUUUUUUCUUUAAGGAGAAAAGAAAGGGGACAUCCCAUUCUGGGAGCUGACUUCUUCAACAGGUGGUUGAUGUCCACUACCAUAUGAAUGAGAAAGACAAUAAUAUGCUUGCGGCCGUGCCAACCCAGGAAGCAAGUUCGCAUCUUUCUUAGGAGCACGAUGUCCCUGUAAAAUAAGAUUUUGAUUGAGAGGACCUCUGUUUUUUGGACUCGGGUUUUGGCACCAUGGGAGUAGGAGGAGGAGCUUGUGCUAUUGUCUUUCUGUUCUUCAACCUUUUGCUGCUCUCUCACCAUUCAUUCUCUCAUCCCUUGUGUAUUGAUUCAACGGCUCCUUUGACCUUGAAUGCCUCUCUCAGUUUCUGUAGCUACGAUGGAAGCUCCUGCUGCAACUCUGCACAAGAUUCUCAAUUGGCAAAGCAGUUUCAGGCCAUGAAAAUCUCUAACCCUGGAUGUUCAUCUCUACUCAAAUCAGUCGUUUGCUCUAGAUGCGAUCCAUUUGCAGCAGAAUUGUAUCCAGCGAAACGCCCUGUUCCUGUUCUCUGCAACUCAACCGUUGCAGCAACUUCAUCACAGUCAAACCAAGCAGACACAAACUUCUGUUCCCAGCUGUGGGAUACAUGUCAAAAUGUCUCCAUGCUCAACUCUCCUUUUGCUCCUUCACUAGGAGGCCAAGCUGGAUUACCAAACAACUCCAAUUCUACCAAGCUCACUGACCUCUGGCAGUCCAAAUCCGAUUUCUGCACCGCAUUUGGUGGUGAAUCUGCAGAUGAUUCAGUUUGCUUCGGUGGAGAACCGGUUCAACUCAAUACCACCGGAACAAGUACUCCCCCAGCGCCACCAAAUGGCCUCUGCCUGGAGAAAAUUGGCAACGGUUCAUAUCUGAACAUGGCUGCUCACCCUGACGGGUCGAACCGAGCAUUUUUUGCCAACCAACCCGGUCAGAUUUGGAUGGCUACUAUACCAGACCAAGGGUCCAAGACAACAAUGGGAGUCGAUGAAGCCAGCCCUUUUCUUGAUCUAACCGAUGUGGUCAACUUCGAUACUGAGUUUGGGAUGAUGGGCAUUGCAUUCCAUCCUAACUUUGCACAGAACGGCAGGCUUUUUGCGUCUUUCAACUGUGAUAAGGUCAAGUGGGCGGGCUGUAAUGGGCGGUGCUCGUGUAACUCUGAGGUGAAUUGUGAUCCUUCAAAGCUGGCUCCUGAUAAUGGUGCUCAGCCGUGCCAAUACCAAACUGUUGUUGCAGAAUACAGUGCCAAUGCCACGUCCACCACUCCUUCAUCGGCGACAUCUGCGAAACCGGCUGAAGUGAGAAGGAUAUUCACAAUGGGCCUUCCCUUUAGGUCUCACCAUGGAGGGCAGAUUCUGUUUGGACCUGACGGUUAUCUCUACUUCAUGAUGGGGGAUGGUGGCGGUACAGGGGAUCCUUACAACUUUGCACAGGACAAGAAGUCAUUGCUUGGGAAGAUCAUGAGACUUGAUGUUGAUAACAUCCCAACUGCUCAAGAAAUAGCAAACAACAGCUUUUGGGGAAACUACUCCAUCCCUAGUGACAACCCAUACAAACUAGAUGCUGAUCUGCAACCUGAGAUAUGGGCACUUGGGCUCAGAAAUCCUUGGCGCUGCAGUUUCGAUUCAGCAAGACCCUCCUACUUCCUGUGUGCAGAUGUUGGACAGGAUCAAUAUGAGGAGGUUGACUUGAUCACCAAGGGAGGAAACUAUGGCUGGCGUGUCUUCGAAGGAAACUAUGCUUACAAGCCUCCAGCAACCCCUGGAGGAAACACACUUCCAAGCUCAAUCAACCCAAUCGCCCCAAUAAUGGGAUACAACCACUCUACUCUGAGCAAGAAUGAAGGGUCGGCUUCGAUAACCGGAGGUUACAUCUACCGCUCCCAAACCGAUCCAUGCAUGUCUGGAAGGUACCUGUAUGCAGAUUUGUAUGCCAGUAAUGUGUGGGCAGGAACCGAAACACCUGAAGAUAGUGGGAACUUCACUGCCAAUUCAAUUCCUUUCAGCUGCGCGAAGGACUCUCCUAUCCCAUGUACCACUGUUUCAGGAAGUGACACCCCAUCCUUGGGGUAUAUUUUCUCCUUUGGCCAAGAUAACAACAACGAUGUGUUCCUUCUAGCCAGCAGUGGUGUGUAUAGAGUUGUCCCUCCAAGCCGUUGCAAUUAUGCUUGCUCGAAGGAGAAUGCAACGGCAGCUGCUGGCAGCCCUGCUCCUUCUGCUCCAGGCGCAUCGUCUGCAAGUCAGCUGCAACGCAGUAGCAGAGUUGUAGUCCUCCUGUUGGCUUCCUUGUUAUUUAUGUUCAGUUGUAUCUAAUUUGUCAUAGCAGCUCGUAAGCCCCGGCAUUUUGUUUAUCAGUAUGAGACAUUUUGUGGCUGAGUUUAUUUCUCUGUGAUUGCUGUUCUUUUUUUUUUUUCAAUUGCCUUUUGUGACUAUAAACAGACAUGUAAGAC